Salvia miltiorrhiza (redroot sage) is the source of this 3858-nucleotide messenger RNA. Its product is annotated as protein RBL. Gene Ontology annotation, cellular component: Set1C/COMPASS complex. The transcript is spliced from 5 exons. The coding region runs from base 279 to 1853 and encodes 524 amino acids. Gene Ontology annotation, molecular function: protein binding. The record is from RefSeq and is a predicted model, not a curated record. NCBI's taxonomy places the organism in Eukaryota, Viridiplantae, Streptophyta, Magnoliopsida, Lamiales, Lamiaceae.
AAAAAACUAUGUUGACCUUGGUCGGGACUUGGAGUUUGAGGUGGUAUUUAGUUCCUCCAAAUUUUUAGUAGCACAAAUCUAAAACCCCUAAAUCUCACGGCAGACGUCAGAAUUCCUAAAUUGACCCAAAAUCUGAUUUCAACUCUCCACCCCUUUUGCCGCUCACUCUCGUCAAUUCGGCUCCGACUGAUUAUUUUUUGCAAUGGGUCAGUGUUGACGCACUCAGAAAUUUGUAAAUUGUUUUAACUCUGGAGCAAAUUUGAAACUUUUGGUGAACCAUGAACGCCCCCAUUAUUGACCCGCUACAGGGUGAUUUUCCAGAAGUGAUAGAGGAGUAUCUGGAGCAUGGAGUUAUGAAAUGUAUCGCCUUUAAUCGCCGUGGAAACCUUCUUGCUGCUGGGUGUUCUGAUGGAAGUUGUAUCAUAUGGGAUUUUGAAACCAGAGGCAUUGCUAAAGAAUUCAAAGAUAAGGACUGUGUUGCCGCAAUAACAAGUGUCUGUUGGUCCAAGUAUGGCCACCGCAUACUGGUGGCAGCUGCAGAUAAGACAUUGACUCUUUGGGACGUUGUCAAAGGAGAGAGAAUAGCUCGAACUGUCCUACAACAAACACCUUUGCAAGCUCGUCUGCAUCCUGGUUCAUCUACUCCGUCAAUUUGCUUAGCUUGUCCUCUGUCAUCAGCCCCCAUGAUCGUCGACUUGCUCACAGAAACCACAAUUGUGCUUCCUGUGUCAUUGUCUGAUAUAGGAAAUGGUGCUACCCCUCCAUUACGUAAUAAAUUUUCAGAUGGAUCUGCUCCCUUUACACCUACUGCUGCGUGCUUCAACAAGUAUGGAGAUUUGGUAUAUGUAGGAAAUUCCAAAGGAGAGAUACUAAUAAUUGAUAGUAUAAGCAUUGAAAUACGUGGUAUAGUUUCUGUCCCAGGGAGUGCUGUCAUUAAGAAUAUUGUAUUUAGCAGAAGUGGACAAUAUCUUCUGACAAACUCAAAUGAUAGAACCAUCAGAAUCUAUGAAAACCUUUUGCCACUCAAAGGUGGGCUUGCAGCGCUUGAUAAAGCAAACCAUGAAUUUGCUGAGCAAGAUGAAGAUGAAAAGUUAAAAUCUGCAGGAUCAAGGUCUCUGGCUCUUUUCCGAGAGUUUCAGGAUUCGAUAACCAGAGUGCACUGGAAAGCACCUUGCUUUAGUGGUGAUGGGGAGUGGGUUGUUGGAGGUUCUGCUAGCAAAGGAGAGCAUAAGAUCUAUAUAUGGGACAGGGCUGGGCAUCUUGUAAAAAUUCUUGAGGGCCCAAAAGAAGCAUUAAUAGAUUUGACAUGGCAUCCUGUUAAACCUGUAGUUGUUUCUGUCUCCUUGACUGGCUUGGUUUAUAUCUGGGCAAAGGAUUAUACUGAGAACUGGAGUGCAUUUGCCCCUGAUUUUAAAGAGCUUGAGGAAAAUGAAGAGUAUGUGGAACGAGAAGAUGAGUUUGACUUGGUGCCUGAAACAGAAAAAGUGAAAGAUUUAGAUAUCAAUGAAGAUGAAGACAUUGAUAUUUUGAACGUUGAUGGAGAUUCUGCCUUCAGUGAUUCAGACAUGUCCCAGGAAGAAAUACGCUUCUUACCCCCUGAUCCAUGCCUUGAUGUUCCUGAGAUGGAAGAUGGGCUUGUUGUAAAUACUUCAAAGGAGGGGGAAAUCAGUGAGACUGAAUCUCCUCUUUCCGAGGAGGCAGGGCAAAAUGGUCAUCUAACAAAUCAUGAAUCCAGUCCUCUUGAAGAAGACACAGGAGGAAUGCGCUUAAAAAGAAAGAGGAUGCCUUCAGAGAAGUUUAUGGAUUUUGAAACAGAAAAUAUUAAGAAGCCACCAUCAAAGUCGAAACCAUAAUGUAAUUUGCUUGGAGCUGUAAGAUGUCUUGUAGUUUGAGGUUUCUAGCCUUAGUAUUUGUGAAGGAUGUUAAUUUUGACAUCAAGAUUAAAAAUCUUGACCGGCAUCAUACCUUCACUUAUUGUCUUCUGCCUUCACAUAAGGCGGGAUGCUACUUAAAUCGCGGCUAUGAGAAACAACAUUAAUGCGUAUAUUUGAAGCUAUCGUCAUCAGAAUAUAUACCCAAUUUGCUCCAAUAUUAAUUCUAUCUCCUGCAAUUUCUUUUAUCUUUCUAUUCUGAAGUUCAAAGGAAGUUCUAUGGUAGAAAGGCAAUUCUUCUUGUGGUUUUCAGAUAGGCUUUGUAGGUUCCACUGCACUGAGUUAUCAUACUUUUGAUUUUCUGUUUCAUUUUCGUCUGCCUUUGGUUGGAAUUUGUUAAUAACACUAUUAAUUUAUUUCCACAAUUUCUCAUUUUUCUUGUUUACCUGUAAGAGGCUGACUCCAUUUAGUACAAAGGGGUGGGGACUGUGAAUACAAAAUAUUUACAUUCAUUAUUGCUGGAGGGACCUUAGUACUAAAAAGUCUCUACUUUGUUCACCAUCUGCAGGUCUGUUAAUCUUAAUGUUUAAUUUCCUUCCUCGUUUCUCUGAAAAAGUUGAAUUUGUAUCAGUAUUGGUGAACGAUAAAGUGAAGGUUUAGAAUCUACUGCAGAUUAGUUAUGGUGGUUUAGUGUUGAUUGCUCAUGGGCUGGCUGUAAUAACAAAUAAUGGGCUGAUUUUUCUAGGAAUAGUAAGUACUAGGACAUUGAAUGUUGUAAGUUCCUUUAAUUAGUCUUAAAAAAAUUAUGCAAAUAAACAAAAAAUGUAGCUUACAGAGUGUGUACUCCAUGAUGUAUUUAGGUCAGCUAUUAGCGUCCUUGUUAUCUUGUUACUAGAGAAUCUACACUUGUCAUAUGUGUUCGGUCUGGUAUUUUAGUUAACCAGCAUAUCCUUUGUUAGAAGUAUGUUAUCGCUAAGCUCUAAUGUAUUGAGGAAUCUUAAAUUUCAAAUUGAUGAUGCUUAGAUUCCAUAAUCUUCUGUGUGUUCAUUGUGAGUUCAAUCGAGCAUCUAGUUUUCUACUUGAGUUAUUAAUAUUAGUAAUCUGCCUAUUCAUUUAACGACAGUUGAAUGUGGAAGGUGUUUGUAUUGAGAAAUUAAACUACUGGUGCUUAUCUGUUUUUGUGCAGUUUGAACAAUACUUGUUAGUUUAUUCUUUGUCCUGCGCUGGUAACAGAGCAUGGAUAAGCAUGUUGGUGGAUGACAAAAGAAUGAUACAGAAGCAAAUUAUUGUGAAAAUGUUGACAUUUUCCAGCCAAUAAGGAAAACUAAGGCAUAAGCCUAAUCCUUCUUACUUCUUUUAUAUUUCUCCUCAUCUAGGGAAGGAGGUAAUAUAUUUCUGUGAUGAUGUGACUAAGCAUUUUGUGAUUGGGUUCGAGGUCCUUUUGAUCCCAUUGUCUAGUUUUUAGUAAUAUUAGCAGAAGAAAAUAAUUGUGAAUGCAAACCUUUAUUAUCCUUGUUAUCUAGUCCCUCUAUUAUGGUGUUAUGUCUGUCUACUUUCUUAUGGGAUACUCUUGACAUCAACAGGGUUAUGCAUAAAGAGACUGCCCCGACAAACAUACAUGGAGGAAAAUUAAUUGAUGACAAACCAGCGGCUGUUGGAAGGAAUCUCAGAUUUCAUUAGCGCGCAACAAUUUUCACAAGUGAUGAUCGCACUAUUGACAAGAAUUUAGGGCAAUAGCGUUUAUAUAGGAUUGGUUUAAAUGAGGAGCUGUAUCGUAUGAACCCUUGUGCCAUCAAAACUGGAGAGGGUGUUUAGAUAGUUUUUCCAAGUAUUUACACGAUCCAGAACAAGAUAUAUUGUGGAAUUAGAUGUAUGUAUCUGUGGAGUGAACAGUGUGUUUAGGGAGUGUAGUGAUGGAUAGGCAUAUGGACCAUGACAGUGUUUGUUGUAUUUACCUUCUGAUUUAUCAAUAUUCAUGGUUUUUCAA